UCUUUAGUGUAAAUAUUAGUUAUUACAUACUAUCGUUUAGAUUUUCGUGUCAAUGGUAUUCAUCUUUAGAUAGAGAAAAAUGUCUUUUUUAGCGUUGAAUACGUAGUUGUCUCAGUACCUAAUAGUUCAAUAAAGUUUAUAUAAAUUGAGAGAACAGAAUGUUUGAUUAUUGUUUACGUAAAUAUAUUAACUAGUGUACAUAACAUAGUGUAAAAAGUAACCGAUUUUUAAAAUGUGGACAUAUGGACAAUUAACUGAUAUUUUGAGACAAUGUAUUAAAUUUGAAUCUGUUUCCGAGCUGUGGAAAAAUCAGCCAACAUACUUGAUAGUCCAAAUAUUAUUUAUAGUUGGAGGAACUGUUACACUCUUACACGCUUUUACUUAUGGAGGAAGACGGCCUUUGCUUUGGUUUACCAUUAUUUGUCAUGGUUUGGUUGUUGAGUGUGUAUGCUAUGCUAUGGACGAUAUAGAUAAUUUUUGGCAUAGUCUUUCACCAAUCAUGUUUUUUGGACAAAGGCUCCCACUGUAUGUUAUAAUUUUGUAUUCAGUGUUUUAUUACAUAGCAAUUGAGAUAGCAUACAGGUCAAACCAGACAAAAAUUGGUUUAAUGGCUAACGUAGGGUUAAAUGUAUUUUUAAUCGAUUUGCCAUACGAUAUAAUGGGUAUAAAAUUUGUUCAUUGGACCUGGCAUGAUACAGAUCCAAACUUAGGGGACCGAAUGUAUUGGGUGCCAUGGACUUCCUAUUACUUCCACAUGGUGUUUUCGGCCAGUUUUGUUUUUUGGUUUUUUUUUAGAAGUGUACAUCUUAAUCAAAAAAAUACAACUAAAACAGAAAUUAUAACUUCACUAAGCGCAAUAUUUCUUAGCACACCAUGUGGUAUAUUAUGUUUUUCUAUUUUAUAUCAUCCAUUACAUGAUCUCUACAACGUCCCGACACAAGUUAUUAUGAUGUUUUUAAUUGCAGUGUAUAUUUUGUUUACAAUUUUAAAACGGAAGCCUAGAUAUAUCAAUAGUUGUCCAUUUAUAAUAAUUCUAUACCUUGUUGUGUAUUAUACAACAUUUUUAUUUAUGGCAAUAUUAGGAAAACCUGAAAAUGAGGUUUCAACAGGACCACAUGAAAUAAUUGGACCAUGCAAUGUAACCGUACCAUCCUUUGGAACAGAAUUAGAAAAACGUAAAUAUUUAUGUGUUGAAGACUAUAAUGAAGAUUUUGAUUUUCAUUGCACAAAGGAAGUCCCAGUUCAAUAUAGUAAAAUAUAUACAAUAUGCGGUACAAUGUUUAAAAAUCGUAUUGAGUAUAUUAUCUUAAUUACAACCAUAAUUAUAGUAGCAUUUACACAUUUUAAUGAGUCCUUUAAAGUAACUAAAAUAAUGAAAAAAUCUAAAUGAUUAUAUUUAAAAUGUAUUUGCAAAUUAUGAAAAUUGUAAAAAAUAGUAAUAAUAAUAGUAUAUGAAUAUAGGAUUACAUAAAUAUAUAGUAAAAAUAAGUUUUUUAAUUUGUUAAAAUUGUUUUCAUGAUGCCAUUUAUUUUUUGGAUAAUGUAGUGUUAAUUGUUAACACAUUUGUCUAAUUAUAACUUUUAAUACAACCAACUUAGUAGACAAUGGAUAAACACAGUAACAUAAAAGGUGUUCUUAGGAUUUGCGACACUAAAAUGAUGCACAUGAAUAACUUUA
Molecule: messenger RNA, 1677 nt
Organism: Sipha flava (yellow sugarcane aphid)
Lineage: Eukaryota; Metazoa; Arthropoda; Insecta; Hemiptera; Aphididae
Exons: 5
Coding region: 233-1390 (385 amino acids)
Source: RefSeq, a predicted model, not a curated record